AAACUUGUAUAUAGGUUGUGCCCAAAAAGAAAAAAAUCAACCUUAGACAUAUACAUAAAACUAUUGGAUAUUAUAGUUAUUGCAAAUCACCAUUUUGUGGUAAGAUUAAGAUCCAAUGGGACAAUAUUCUUAAUUGAAAAACUGGAUUAUCAAACUAUAAAUAGAGCACAAACAGAAUAAGUUUGUAUCUCGAUCUAUCCCAAUAGAAGGAGAAGGGAGAAUCUCUCUUCACCUUCGAUUCAAUCUUUUUGUUUGAGGCUCAAGCUACUAGCUAAAAACAAUGGAGAACGAUCAACAAGGACCCUGCUUGAGAGAUGAGGAUAAGGAAAAGAUGGAGCAAGUGAUCAAGAACAUGUUAAUCUUGUGCGCAGAUAAAUCCACUGCGAUCCACCUCCUCAUGCAGUUCGGAUGGAAACCGCGUCUUGUUGCAGUGCAGCUCGGUGGAAGAAGGGAAGAGUUAUUGGCGGAAUCAGGUUUGAAACCUGUUGUGAUUAAUUCGACUAUAGAUUUAUCUAUAUCAUCUUGUGGUAUUUGCUCUACGACUGAAGAUGAAUAUAUUGAUGAGUAUUAUGAUGAUAACAAUGAUGAUGGUGGUGAUGGUGAUGGUGAUGGUGAUGGUGAUGGUGAUGCGGAUGAGGAUGAGGAUGAGGAUGAGGAUGAUGAUGAUGAUGAGGAGGAUGAGGAUGAGGAUGAGGAUGAGGAUGAGGAUGAGGAUGAGGAUGAGGAUGAGGAUGAUGAUGAUGAUGACGACGAUGAUGACGACGAUGAUGACGACGAUGAUGAAGAGUAUGAUGAAGAAGAAGAUCGUCAUCAUUUCAUCUCCACACCAUAUUGUUCUCACAAGUUCUGCAAAACUUGCUGGAGAGAGUAUCUUAAGAAAAAUUUCUACUCUCUGGAGGAAAACCUCACCGUGAUCUCAUGUCCUGAUCAAGAUUGUGGAGCUUCUGUUGGACCAAAAACGAUUGACAGACUAGGAGUACGUGAUCAAGAGAUGUACGGGAACUAUAUUCUGAGAUCUUACCUUGAGAGCAAGCAGCUCCCUGCACCGGAUUCCAACUAGGCCAUUGACCAAAUUUGAGUUUACUCAAAAAGGAAAAGUUCUUCUUUUAUGAAAUGCAUUGUUAUUCCAUUUUAUGUUUUUUUUUAAUAAUCGAGGAUUUCGAGCUGAUCACUGAUCAGUGUAAUCGAAUCUUCAAAACUUUGUAUAUGAAACAUCAUGUUCUUGCCAUUAUAUAAAAACAUUUAAUUACAGUCAAAUUCCA
Messenger RNA from Arabidopsis lyrata subsp. lyrata, 1262 nucleotides. RefSeq names its product probable E3 ubiquitin-protein ligase ARI13. Bases 281 to 1060 code for a protein of 259 amino acids. The transcript is spliced from 2 exons. The record is from RefSeq and is a predicted model, not a curated record. NCBI's taxonomy places the organism in Eukaryota, Viridiplantae, Streptophyta, Magnoliopsida, Brassicales, Brassicaceae.